Messenger RNA from Megachile rotundata (alfalfa leafcutting bee), 3245 nucleotides. RefSeq names its product gamma-tubulin complex component 2. Lineage: Eukaryota; Metazoa; Arthropoda; Insecta; Hymenoptera; Megachilidae. Gene Ontology annotation, biological process: meiotic cell cycle; mitotic cell cycle; spindle assembly. The record is from RefSeq and is a predicted model, not a curated record. Gene Ontology annotation, cellular component: spindle pole; microtubule organizing center; gamma-tubulin complex. Gene Ontology annotation, molecular function: gamma-tubulin binding; microtubule minus-end binding.
AAUUGAAAGAUUGUUAAUUGUAUGGUUAUUAAAUUUUAUGCAAGUGAGCAUACACGUACAUUCACGAUUGGUUAUAUCGUAUGAAUGACAGUGAAUGAACUCGAAUGUUUUCGGUAGAAUUUCAAACUAAUAAGUGACGUUUAUAAUUAAUGGUUGUAAACAUUAAAUAGAAACUUAACGUUUCAAAAAUAUUAUUAUUUGUUUAUACUAUAUACCGCCUAGUACCAUCUGUACUAUAUAAUUAACCUUUUAUUAUCUUUAAACUAACCUAAUGUAUUUUAGUAUUAAUUCUGAACCAGUUACUUCAAAUGAUGAGUGAAAUAAUUUUUUAAAAAUAUAUUUAAAAAUGCUGAUAAUUCUAACAAUUAGCAUCCCAAUCAGAACGGUAUGCAAGUGAUAAAUGUUUCUUUAAGGAAUAUAAUAUACCUAUUAAUUUAAAAUAAUGAGUGAAUUUAAAUUACAUCAUUUGAUAGUUGAAUUAAUUGGAUUACUAGGAUCAUCUUCCGCACCAGAAAAACAUGUAGAAAAAUUGCAGAAAGAGGGUGUACCAACAAGUGCAAGUGCUUUAACAGUUGUGGCAUCACAAAGCUCUGUCCGUAAUUUAGCAAAACAUUCUCCAAGACCUGAAUUAUUUCUUCAAAAAUAUGAAGAAUUGAAAGCAAAAAAGGUUGAUUUAUUAGGUUUAUUUAUUCAGGUUUUGGAACUUAUAUCUGAAGAUAAAGAAUUAAAAAAUUAUUUGGCUAAACAAGCAUUAGCAUUAACAUUAAGUUCUACAAAAAAUUCUGCUAUUACCACAGAGGAUUUACCACAGAUUUGUAAGAAUGUAAUUAAAGCUGCAGUAGAGGGAGAGAAAAAAUUAAAUAAGCAAGUAAGCACAGUCACAAAAAAGUUAGAACCAUCUGUGAUAAAGCAUAAUUGGGUCCACGAGAGACCUCGAAUAACUUGGGACUUUUACAAUGAAUUAUAUGUGACACCAUGCCAAAGAAAAAUAUUUACAGAAGUUGUACCAGUGGUAUCCCAAGAGUCUAUAUUACUUUGGGACAUUUUAUAUUGCUUGAAGGGUAUAGAUGGAUCUUACAUUGUUUCUGAACCUCUAACAAGUCCAUAUGCAGUAAAAACAUUUAAUAUAUCUUCAGAUGUUGGUAUAUCGUACAAACAAAUGACGCAACAAAUAUUACCUCUUGCUUCUCAUUACUCCAUGACAGUUAGAUUUGUAGAAGAAAAAGUUUUACCAGAAGAUGGUCAAGUGAAUCAUGCAUUGAGAGGAGCUAUAAAAUGCUUACUUAAAGAUUAUUUAUUAUUUGUUGUACAAUUGGAAAUGGAACAUAUGCGUGGUAAAUUAAAUUUGCAAAAACUAUGGUUUUAUAUUCAACCCACAAUGAUUGCAAUGUCCAUUCUUUUUCAAAUUACAUCUACUAUAUGUAAAGCAAAUGCAAAAGGUGGGAAAGUACUUAGCCUUCUGCAUGAACAAGCAAAUAAUAUCAGCGGGGAAGCAAAAUUCAAAGAACUGUGUUUGUUUCUUAUACAAACAGCAAGUGUCCCAUACAUGCAAAUAUUGGAAAAAUGGGUAUAUAAAGGUGUGAUAUGUGAUCCAUACGAGGAGUUUUUUGUAGAAGAUAAUGAAUUAAUUCAUAGAGAGGAAUUACCUAUUGAUUAUUCUGCGGAUUAUUGGGAAAAAAGAUAUACUAUGAGACCAGAGAGAAUUCCUACAUUCCUUAAUGAACAUGCACAAACUAUUUUAAGAACUGGAAAAUAUUUUAAUGUAAUUAGACAAUGUGGUAAAACAGUUCAAUGGGGAAAACAAGAACCUUUAAUUUAUCAACAUCAAGGUCAAAAAUAUAUAGCUGCUAUUGAUAGAGCAUAUUCUGAGGCUGCAAAAACUUUAUUAGAAGUCCUCAUACACGAAAAUGAUUUAAUGGGGCGACUUCGUAGUGUAAAAAGUUAUUUCCUUCUUGCACAAGGCGAUUUUAUAGUUCAGUUUAUGAACUUAUGCGAGGCGGAAUUAAAUAAAAGUAUGUACGAUAUUGUCAUUCAUCGAUUAGCGUCCCUUUUAGAAGUGGCAUUGCGUCUGUCUACUGCAGAUUCAGAUCCAUAUAAAGAUGAUCUGAAACCUGAACUUUUACCAUAUGAUCUACAGUUCCAAAUGUUUAGAAUACUUUCCAUUCAAACCAGAGAAGAAAAAGAAUAUUGUUUCCAAACUGAUAAAACUUUAACUGGUUUGGAAGCAUUUGUAUUUAAUUACGAUGUUAAGUGGCCUGUUUCUUUGAUACUCAACAGGAAAGCAAUAGCUUGUUAUCAGAUGUUAUUCAGGCAUCUGUUUUAUUGCAAAUAUAUUGAAAGACGUUUAUGCAGGGUAUGGGUUAGUAAUAAAAUUGCAAAAACUUUUACCCACAAUGUAGCAAUGUCAUAUAGGCAAGCAUUUUCUUUACGGCAACGAAUGCUUGACUGUAUUCAACAUUUGGCAUAUUAUAUGAUGGUUGAAGUUAUAGAACCAAAUUGGUUAACAUUUCUAAAUAAAAUGAGUAAGGUCAGUAACGUAGACGAUGUUUUAAGUGUACAUCAAGACCUGCAGGAUAGUUACUUAAAAGAGUGCAUGUUAACAGAUCCCGAUCUCCUUGGUUGCAUAACAGGAAUCUGUGCUGCUUGUCUUGAUUUUUGCAAUUUUAUGGAGCGUAUGAGCCCAUACUACAUUGACGCCGAAUUGACUUCCAUGAUUGGCGCCUAUCAGGACGAUGUCUAUGAUUCUGAGGGUGAAGACGGUGAUAUGUCUAAAGAAAAUGCAGCCAGUUUCGAGGAAAUGAUUGUAUUACUAGAUGAGAAAUUUACUCAAGUAUUAAUACGUCUUCUAGACAGAAUCUGUGAUCUUGGGUGUGAUAAUAAUAAUGAGAAGCUACUCAACGUCUUUUGUAGGCUAGAUUUCAAUUUAUUUUAUACCGACAUUUUGAUACAACGUGGAAGAGAAAAGACGACGCAAGAAGAUGUUUCGGGUUAAAUAUCAAUCAUUCAUGCCCAGUAGAAUACUAUAUAAUUACAGUCAUAUUAUACACCGUCUACAAGUUUUCACAUAAUGUUUGUAUAUAGUAUUAAAACGUCCACAAAAAUUAAGACAGUACUAAAUCUUGUUGCUAAGAAAGAUUCAAUUUAAUUAUGCAACAAUAUUUUAUUUAAGAUAUCAAAAUUACCACCUCAAUUUAUUAAACAUCACUGAUCCUUUCAUAUCUAUCACCUUGUACAAUUAUAAAAUU